Messenger RNA from Eremothecium cymbalariae DBVPG#7215, 1776 nucleotides. RefSeq names its product Sag1p (gene SAG1). Gene Ontology annotation, cellular component: fungal-type cell wall. The record is from RefSeq and is a predicted model, not a curated record. Gene Ontology annotation, biological process: cell adhesion. NCBI's taxonomy places the organism in Eukaryota, Fungi, Ascomycota, Saccharomycetes, Saccharomycetales, Saccharomycetaceae. The coding region runs from base 1 to 1776 and encodes 591 amino acids. The transcript has a single exon.
AUGUGGACGUUCGCUUUUUUAUUAUUUUCAUGCUAUUUCAUUCUAGGAAUGGCAGCUAAUAUUUCAGGCAUCAGCUUUUCAGAUUUAACAAUUACUGCUGUUCCAGGCUCUCAAUCAUAUCCACACCAAGGAUGGUGGGCCAAAUUCCGCUAUUCUAUUCCAGAUACAACAGAUGUCAAAGCUGGUGAUUACUUCACACUUACAAUGCCCGAGGUAUAUAAGAUUAAGUUUGACAACACACAAACGUCCUUUAAGGUUUCUUUGGGUAGCGAUCCGAUUUUCGAAUGUUACGCUAGUAAACAGGCGGCAUAUCUACAUGAAGAAACUGUCAUGCAAUGUGAUGUAUUGACUGAUUUAUCUGGGUAUGAGUCAAUUUCUGGUGAGAUUCAGAUUACUUUGGUCUUUAGCGAUGGAUCUUCAAUUUAUCAAUAUGAAUUGCAACAUGCAAGCACCUUUACUGAUGGUUUACACACUGUGAAUAUAGGGGAUAUGACGGCAGAAAUUGACGUUAGUGCGGCGGACUAUACUGAUGGAUUUUAUUAUUCAGGGCGUACAACCACCUAUAAUUCUUUAGAACUUUACUAUCUCGGCUUCAACUGUCCAAAUGGCCAUGUCUUGAGCGCCAAACAGACCAUGCAGUAUGAUAAAAACUUUAAGAUCGAUUGUGACAGUGGACAAUUCUACCAAUCUAAGAAUUUCAACGAUUGGCUAUUCCCAUUCGAUAAGCACAACUUAGAUGGCAGUAUGGAAUGCAAUGAUAAUCUCGUUGAAAUCUCUGUUGGAGAGAUGGAAGAAGGUUCUCGUAUUUGGGCUAAUGUCUUACAAUCUGUAGGUGUUGAGACAGCAACUAUCAGCAAUACCAUAUUAUUUGAUUACACUUGCACAGAUACUGUUGCAGGUAGACAAUACACCACCACAACUCGCCAUACACCUGUUGUAGUGAUUACCGAAGGUGUUUUCACUGGGAUAGCAACUGCUCCUGAACGAUCAGCUACUACAACUGUCAUAACUUCUUGUAGUGGAGGAUGUCAGGGCGGUACCACUAGUAUUCCAAUUUCUGCAACCGAAACGCCUGCUAGGGCUACAAUCACUGUGACUGAACCAUGUACUGGAAUACAUACUACAGUUUCUGGUACCGAUGAUACUGACACUGUGCAUGUCGUUCCAACAUGUAUAAAGCAGACUUCAAACUCUUCAACAAUUUAUCCUUCCAUAUCAGUUACAACAAUCUCUGAAACCAAUAUUGUGGAAACAACAUCUAAUACCACGUCAAUUGAGGUUCCAACACCUGUGCCAUCUGUUGAAACAAAUACCUCUUCAUCUACUUCAGUAGGUUCGAUUACGAUUUCGACACCGCCAGGUACCAUUGAACCAAAGAAGUCCACGAACAGCGGUACUGUAUCUGAGUCAACUAUAUUAUCUUCUCAGAGAGUACAAGAUUCGUCAACAACUUCACAUAUUGAGCCCACGACUGCGACGGAAAAUUCGACAUAUUCCUCCAGCUCUUCGGAAGAAAUAACGAAAUUGUCUUCAUCCACUUCUAAUAUAACCACCACCCAGUUUUCAAGCCCUCAGUCCUAUUCUUCAGCUCCUUCUAUUACUAAUUCUUCCACAGCUAUAUCCACUACCCCAAUUGUUAGUUCGUUUACACCCACUGUCACAUUUAUCUACUCAUCUAUCAGCGUACAUACAUUUGAAGGUGGCGCCGUAGGUAAAUUAGUAUUCAAUAACAUCAGAUUAGGUGGAUUUGCUCUAUUGCAAUAUCUACUAUUAUAG